CAGACGUCAGAGCGGAAUUCAAUUUCUAAAGGACUUUCGUGGUUCACAUUACGGCCUAUAGAUGCUCCAGGGAAAAAUUACCAGUCAUUAUUUAGUCCGGUCAACCCAGUUUUAGUGGUACAGAAGUGAAACAAGCCACAGAGAGUCUUACCACUGAGUCCCACCUCCUGGCCAACUUUAGCCCCUGUCUCUUUUGUUUUUAUUCCUGUAAAAUAUAGCAGUGGUGUAAUUGCCCACACAUGGAAAUGAUAAGCCUGUCUGCCAUUGUUUCCCAAUUUCUCUGCUUACUUCAGGGAGGUGUUGUUAAGAUAUACUUUUCGCUGAUUUGAUUUGUCGCAGCACAAUGCCGCCUGAAAAGUUUUUCUAACUUCAUUUCAUUCAUUUUUUUCUAUGUUACAGAUGAAGUGAACAUUCUGGAAGAGCUUUCUUUACAUGUGUCCGGCAGCAACAAUGUCUCAGUGUUGAUGGAAGACAACAGGUGUCCAGUCCUGCAGGUGGGGCAGUACUCCACCUUGGCUCUACCCCUUCAAGAACUCUUCACUGAUGGCUUUUCAGAAGAAUUUAGUUUGCUGCUUCAGCUACAGAGUUCUCAGAAAGAAGAACGCAGCGUUGUCACUGUGCUGGGCCUCAGCGGACACAUCACACUACAGCUACGGAUCAGUGCCUCCUCCAUCAUUGUGACUGGAGCCCAGCAACGACACUAUGAGUUUCCAGUCAGCGGUCUUAGUGACGGAGGGUGGCACCAUUUGGCCAUCAGCGUGUCGACCAGGCAACUGGCUGUGUACGUAGACUGUGCUCUGCUGGAGAGCGUGGACUGGAUCUACCAUGGGUUUAGACUUGGCUCAGAUGGACUGUUGGUGAUUGGUGGUAUCACCGAUGGUUCAGAGACGACCUUUAAAGGUCAACUCAGACAACUGCUCAUUUUGAUGGAUGACCCAGGUGCUGCCCGGCUGCACUGCAGCCACCACCAAGCCCGCUGCCCUGAGGAGUCCCCCAAGACUCCCCGUUCCCCACGCACCAACAUGCUGGAGAACCUACUGCUCUCCUCAAAUGACCUGGAGAACCUACUUUCUAGUCCAGAGGACGAGACUCUGCUGAACGUCCGCAGAACUAAUGCGUUUCUACGUCGUGGAAGUUCCAGAGGGGAUGGGACGAUGCUAACAGGACCUAACCGGAAAGGGUCAGUGGUUCGUGGCGAUUUAUUUGUGGUGGAUGAAGACACAGAGUUAUUGGAUCGGAUCUUGCAGAACGGUGACCAGAGGAAACAGUCAAGAAACGGAGGAAACCAGAAGGAGACGUCUUCCAAAAAUCUGGAGGAGAACAUCACCACGGAAAAAAAACUUGAUUCAAAUGGAAGGACUGCAGUUCUGUUCCCAGGAAAACCCACUGAUGAUAUUAUUGACCUGGAUACAGCAGGCACAGAAAAGAAGCCCUCGUCAGUGUUUCCUGGACCCUCUAAAAUCCCUUCGCUGCCAAGAACACCUGCAGAUGCAGAGGAAACAAAAGAACAGACAGAAAGUCAGACAAGGACUAAUGUUUUAAUCUCUGUCAGUGAGCUGGACGCAGAGAAGCCCAGUAUGGUGACUAUCAUAUCUGUAGAGCAGGACCUGGUCCGGAGCUCCGAUGGUAAGAUGUACCGACUGAAGAGGGGACCACCGGGCCCAGCAGGUGAUCCAGGCCCUGAGGGCUGUCCCGGUGACCCUGGUCUGCCUGGGUUCAAAGGUGACAAGGGAAAAACAGGGCUGGAAGGCCGACAGGGGAAAAAAGGGGAACAGGGACUUCCUGGGCCUGCAGGUUUGCCAGCCCUGUACCUGUGGAAGAACACUGCUGAGGAAUGGGCUGCUUUCCAGCAAACCAACUUCUACCAGUUGCUUCGUGCUGGUUGGCCUAGUCAAGAAGGUGUUCCGGGACCCCAUGGAGAGAUGGGCAGGACAGGCAUACGGGGCCCUGCCGGCGAACCUGGUGAUCGAGGACAUCCUGGGGUACCGGGAGAAAUGGGAGAACGGGGUCCCAGAGGUCCUCCUGGCCCAGCUGGGGCCCCAGGCUUGCCAGGUGAAAACAGAGAGGACGGUCAGCCUGGGUCACCUGGAGCUCCUGGGUCACCGGGCCUCUGGGGACACAGAGGGGAACGAGGGCCCAAAGGGGAAAAGGGUGAUGAGGGUCUUGAAGGCCUCAAGGGUCCAAGGGGGGACGUCGGUGAACCUGGUGAGAAGGGUUCGACUGGUUUAUCUGGACGUCCUGGCCCAGUUGGACCAGCAGGCCCUGCUGGGAUUCGAGGUGGCUACGGCUCACCAGGACCAUGUGGACCGGAUGGUGAAGACGGACUGCCUGGUCCUCCAGGUCUUCUUGGGCCACCUAGUGCACCAGGUAUGACGGGACAUGUUGGUGCUCAAGGCGUUAACGGCUCUCGAGGCGACGCUGGACCAGCUGGUACUGUUGGUCACAAAGGUCCACAGGGUCCUCCAGGUUUGGAGGGACAGAUUGGAGCUCCAGGACUUAGAGGAACACAGGGACUGUUAGGACUGAUGGGUGGUCCUGGGCCUAAAGGAGAGCCUGGGCCAGUAGGGCCAAUGGGUGAGCGGGGGGACCCAGGAUUCGAGGGGCCCAUGGGUCCUCCUGGUGUUUCCGGCCCAAUGGGAUUUUUGGGAAAUACAGGACACAGAGGACCAGAUGGAGACAAAGGAGAUCCAGGACCUAAAGGCCAAAAAGGUAUUUGUGGAGCAGCAGGUAUUGGGGGCCCUCAGGGAGAAAGAGGCCCCGCUGGCUUUCCAGGUUUCCAAGGUGCUAAGGGUCAACAGGGUGUCAGAGGAACUGAGGGCCCUAAUGGAGAAGCUGGCCCUCAGGGAAAACAGGGCAGUCGUGGAUCAAAGGGAAACAAAGGACCAGAUGGAAGGAAGGGAAAACCAGGACCGAGAGGGACUAAGGGUCCUUCUGGACAGAGGGGUCACACUGGACAACCAGGCCCUCCGGGUUUCUCAGGCCUAGCAGGACCAGAGGGACCAGAAGGAAAGCCUGGUACACAGGGUUUCUCUGGUGCAACCGGAGCUGCCGGCGGUAAUGGACUGACGGGUUUUCCUGGCAUUGUCGGGGAGUCAGGAGCAGAUGGACCCCCAGGUCCAAUGGGUCCACCAGGGAAGACAGGACCUCCUGGUUUCACAGGACCUCCAGGAGAGAGGGGCUUCAGUGGCAAGUCUGGUGUGGAGGGACCUCAGGGCCCAGUAGGCAUGUAUGGCAUUCAGGGAAAUGGAGGAAUGCGUGGGCCUCCGGGUAUGCCAGGUGAAAGGGGGGAGCAGGGUAUACGUGGAUUACCUGGACCUGUUGGAAAACUAGGACCUCCUGGUCGUCCAGGUUCUCCUGGAGAGAGAGGACUCCCAGGACCUCUGGGUCGACCCGGAGAUGAAGGGACCAAAGGAAUCGAGGGCCCAGCUGGUCCUCCAGGUGUUCCAGGCACCAAUGGAGCAAGUGGAAAACCUGGACCUCGGGGAAUAUGUAAUGAAUGUUUCUUUGGUGGAUCUCCUCAGGGACCACAGGGAGCUGAAGGGUUACCCGGGGAACCAGGGAAAGGAGUAGACAAGGGACCCCCUGGUCCAACAGGUGAACCUGGACCUACAGGACAAGAUGGACAACGGGGUCUACCUGGCCUGUCCGGAUUGGAGGGUCCACCAGGACAGAAAGGAGACCAGGGUGACCCAGGGCCUCAUGGGAAACCUGGUCCUCUAGGGCCUCUUGGAGAAAGAGGACCUGAGGGUCUGAAAGGCUCACAGGGACCACCCGGAGAAGCUGGAGUGGAGGGUGAUGUAGGACUUCCUGGGGAACCUGGAGACUCUGGUCUCAAAGGGGAGAAGGGGGAGGUGGGGCCUCCUGGUCUGUCUGGACAUGAAGGCUCCUGGGGAGCCCUUGGAGACAAUGGAGAGAGGGGUCCAAAAGGAGAGAAAGGCCACAUUGGGCUCAUGGGUGAGCCAGGGCUGAUGGGUAAAUUAGGUCCUGCCGGUCUGGCUGGUUUACAGGGAAGCACCGGCCCACCUGGACCUGUUGGACCGGAUGGUCCUCAGGGUCAGAAGGGGGAGUCUGGGACUUUAGGACCUAUUGGGCCACCUGGUCCAGGUGGACCACAGGGAAUCAAGGGUGUCCGUGGUGUUAAAGGAGACACAGGAAGAGUUGGACCGACUGGACCAGCAGGACUAGCGGGUCCACAAGGAGACCAGGGGAAUAAAGGGGAACUAGGCCCACCUGGACUAAAGGGAGACCCCGGUGCUCCAGGUCCACCUGGAGAGCAGGGGGAGGAGGGUCUCUCUGGAGUUCAAGGUCCUCCAGCUCUCCCAGGGUUGGAGGGGCCUCCUGGGGAGAUGGGACCACAGGGUCCUCCAGGUGCAAUGGGCGCAGAUGGAGAACCAGGCAAACCAGGGUCUGAGGGGAAACCAGGUGAAAAUGGAGAGAAGGGGGAUGAUGGUCUGAGUGGAUCUCCAGGGAGGCCUGGUCUGACUGGCAGGAGGGGUAAACGGGGGAGGGCUGGACUUCGAGGAACACGAGGAGAGAGAGGACCAAAGGGAGAAAAAGGCGAAACAGGACCAGAGGGUGUCCAUGGUUGGCCAGGUCUUAUUGGAAUCCCUGGGUCACGUGGAGAGUCAGGAGAAAACGGUGAAAAAGGAAAAGAGGGAGAAAAGGGUGACAUGGGAGUGCCAGGACCACCUGGAGGUGAUGGCACAAAGGGAGUCCGUGGUUCUGUUGGAUUACCAGGUCCAGGUGGCCCAAAGGGAGAACAGGGGAGUAUCGGUCCCUCAGGGCCAAGAGGUCAACCAGGGAUGCCUGGUCUGCCUGGUCUGUUUGGAUUAAAGGGUUUGAAAGGGUACCCUGGUUCUCCUGGUCAACCUGGAAGGAAGGGCCUCCCGGGACCUCCAGGUGUUCCUGGACCUCCUGGAGUAUCACUGAACAUUACUCUGACUCAACUCAAGGACCUGAUGUACCUGUCAGACAAACCCAACUACCCUCUGAUCCAGACUGUGCUGGACUCUCUGCAGCAGGAACUGCGCCUGCUGCUGGAUCCUCCAGAUGGCAGUAAAGAGCAUCCAGCCACGACCUGUCUUGAGCUGUGGCUGUGUCGCCCUGAGUACAGCAGCGGAAUGUACUACAUUGAUCCAAACCAGGGCAGUGUUGCUGACGCUCUGCUGGUAUACUGCAGCUUUUCCUCCAUCUCUGUCCAGACCUGCCUCCACCCUCGGGAUUCACAGCUGCCAAUUAAAGCUUGGAUGAAGGAGAUGUCAGAGGACGGAACGUUUGAGUGGCUUAGUCAGAUGGAGGAGGGCUUUCAGUUCUACUAUCCAGGAGCUAAUGUGGUCCAGAUGAGGUUCCUGAAGUUACACAGCAGCACCGCGAUCCAGAAGGUGACCUACUCCUGCCACCCGGGACACGAACUGGGUGAGACAGACAGAGACGUCAAAUUCCUCACUGACACCAGGAAGCAGAGUUUUCUGGGUUCUCUCAAAGACUGUGUGCCUGCAGAGGGCGCUGUUUCCAACCUUCAGGAGUCUGUGUUUGAGUUUGAGGACCUUCACCUCCUUCCUCUCAGAGACUUGGCUCUAAUGUCAGGAGGAAACAGCGACACCUAUCCCUUUGGCUUCACUGUGGGUCCAGUGUGUUUCAGCUAGAGGUGCCAAAGAGUGUGUCGCCCCAGAAGACUCACAUUGUCCAGGGACACACACCUUGGACACGGAGAGGAGAGCGGGGAAAAAAGGAAAACGGUUCUUCCUUCUCUUCCUCUUGUAUCAUGUUGACUGAGUGACUCCUCAUCGGUGACUCUAGGAGGACACCAGGGCUUGUCCUCACAGAGAAGUCACAUCUGUUUACAGAGACAUUUAUCUCACAAUGAAUAAUUUAAAAAUGUACUUUUUUUUUGUAACCUUUUUGUUAUAUAUUCGGGGCUCGUUUGUAAGAGCAGGCCAUUUCAGUGGCUCUAAAGGGAUAGUUCAGGUUUUUUUCUUCAACCUUGUUCAUCUCAGAGACAGUGCUGCUCUUUCCUUUUGUUAAGGUGAUGUUCACACAAGAACCUCAGAGAAAGUUAAUUGUGUCGGUGUCACACGCAGAUCCAGCUGCCAAAAAACAUCGAGUGUGGUUUUAACAAUGUGUCCUGGACGGGAAUACAGCUCCUGUCCUCUCAUUGGUUAAUUUCUCAUAUCUGGUGCUAAUCAAAUACAAUAAUUCAAAAAAAGUCAGACAUGUAAAUUUGCAGUACAUACAGUCCUAUCAGUAGUACAGUGCUCUUUCUUAAUAUUGUACUUCACAUCUCAGGUACAUUAUAUUAUAUGUGGUGUCGGUCAGUUUAUGUUUAGCAGUAACAGGACAGGAAUAGUUUAGAAUCCUGGUUCUAUAGUAUGCUGGAACAGUUGGAUGUUUUAUAGUUGCCAAGAUUAGAAAUCCAGAUGGACACGUCAAGGGAAAGACAUUAAUAAGCCCACUACGAAACAGACAGUUCUGCUUUAUAUAAGACUGUGAGAAAGAGCAACACAAAAUAUUUUAAAAAAACAAAGAUGACAAAAUGUCCUUUAUAAAAUAAAACUACAGCUUUUACUUGGACGUAGUGACUCGUUGACUUCUGAAGAUUCAGCCACAGUCAGUGUCGGCACUGAAAUAAAACAGUGAGAUCCUGUUUUGGUCCUUCAAGGAAAGCACAAUGUUGACGCAUUUUUAAGCUAAUCAGUAGAUAAAUAAAAAUGGAAUUGGUUUGGUUUAAAAAAAAAAAAACACCCCCCAUGGGUCAUUUCCUGUAAUCCCCAUCGAUAUAAAAUGUCUUAAUUAAUCAACUGCGUCUUUGAUUAACUUUUUUUGCUGUGGGAGGGGAGGUGUCUUGUUAUCUUUAUCUGUUUCUUUUUCUUCUUUUUUUUGUCAGUAUAUUGCCACUACAAAAAUCCUGAAUUAUCCCUUUAUCGUCAGGGUGCAGACUCAGAUUGAAGGAUUAAUUCAGUUCACUUCUGUUAUUGUCUUGUAAAACAAACGUGUCUGCCCACAGAGCAACACUGUAAUUAUUUGUUUUAGUGUACUGUAAAGGUCUUUUACAUCUUUUCAGCCGUGAAGUGAAAGCACCAGAGUCACCAGCACUUUUCUGAUGGAAGAAGAAAAAGUGCCCGGUCCUACAGUUCCUGCUCUACACUGAGUAAUUGCUCCUGGACGUUGAACUCACCGGUACUUCAUCUAAUCAGAGAAGUGCUUGUGUCCAGAGAAAGUGCUCACGGCCUCGUAGCUUCUCAACAGAAUCUGGAUUUCAGCAUUUGUGUCUCAGAGCCACAGUCAGCAGUGGUGCAGUGGAAACAGUAACUUCUCAGGGAGUGUGUUCUUAGCUUCAUAUUACCUGCCUCUUUAAACUGUAAAAAAAAAACAAAAA
Molecule: messenger RNA, 7375 nt
Organism: Cynoglossus semilaevis (tongue sole)
Lineage: Eukaryota; Metazoa; Chordata; Actinopteri; Pleuronectiformes; Cynoglossidae
Product: collagen alpha-1(III) chain
Exons: 68
Coding region: 465-5645 (1726 amino acids)
Molecular function (GO): extracellular matrix structural constituent
Source: RefSeq, a predicted model, not a curated record